Asparagus officinalis (garden asparagus) is the source of this 1354-nucleotide messenger RNA. RefSeq lists its product as uncharacterized. The transcript is spliced from 5 exons. Gene Ontology annotation, molecular function: 8-oxo-7,8-dihydroguanine DNA N-glycosylase activity. Gene Ontology annotation, cellular component: nucleus. Gene Ontology annotation, biological process: base-excision repair, AP site formation; base-excision repair. The coding region runs from base 116 to 1102 and encodes 328 amino acids. Lineage: Eukaryota; Viridiplantae; Streptophyta; Magnoliopsida; Asparagales; Asparagaceae. The record is from RefSeq and is a predicted model, not a curated record.
CGUCCCCGUCUCCAUCUCUCAGCCGUCUCCAUCUCGGCCUCUCCUCUCGGUCUCCGUCCUCCUCAGCGACGGCAGCUGCCCCCUCUCUCCCCAGGACCGCGACGCCCUCUUGGCGAUGGUGAGGAGGAUGCUGAGGAUAUCGGAGGAGAACGACCGGGUGAUCAGAGAAUUCCACGAGGCGUGCGGUCCGGGGGCGAAGGAGGGGGGAUUUGGUCGGGUGUUUAGGUCCCCGACGCUGUUUGAGGACAUGGUCAAGUGCAUUCUCCUCUGCAACUGCACAUGGCCAAGGACUCUAUCCAUGGCUAGAGCUUUGUGUGAGCUUCAGCUAGAAAUGCAGUCUCAUUCAACUUCUGAAGUUUUCCAUCCACAGACACCUCAGCCAAGAGAACUAAAGAGAAAACGUGCAAGGGGAAAGAAGACAGUCCUAACCUUAGAAGCCAAGUUUACGAACAACGAAGCCAAAUCGUCAGAAGAAGCAAACUUGGUGAUCAAGAACGAUCAUCAACCUGAGCAUCCUCAAGGGAAUGAAGCUUGUGAAAGUAUUCUCUCAGAUACAGGGGACUUCAGCAACAUCAUUGGAGAUUUUCCUACUCCAGAGGAAUUGGCAAACCUUGAUCCGCAAUUUCUGGCCAAGAGAUGUGGGGUUGGAUACAGAGCACGACGCAUAAUUUCUCUUGCUAAGAGUAUUGUGGACGGGACUCUGCGACUGAGAGAUCUCGAGCAAGUAUGUGAUGGAUGUGUAUCAUCUAGUUAUGAAGAGCUGGACAAACAAUUGGCUGGUAUCAAUGGCUUCGGUCCUUUCACCCGAGCAAAUGUUCUAAUGUGCAUGGGCUUUUAUGAGAAAAUUCCAGCUGACACUGAAACACUGCGGCAUCUGAGAAUGGUUCAUGGUCGGAGUUGCACCAUGAAAUCAGUUCAGAAGGAUUUGGAGGCAGUUUAUGGCAAGUACGGGAGGUUUCAAUUCUUGGCAUACUGGUCUGAGCUGUGGGAUUACUAUGAAACGAGGUUUGGUAAUUUCAGUGAGAUGUCAGCCUGUGAUUACCCGUUAUUCACUGCAGCCAACAUGAGGAAGAAGGUUUCAAAAAGAAAGCAUAUGAACUGAUGACAUCUGCUGAUGUUGUGUUGUAGGCUAUUAGAUUCUCAGAGUUUUCAGAUUGUUCUUCAGACCUGAGCGACGUGGUGAAUUAUUUACUGAAUUAUUUAAAUCCUCUAAAAUCAACCUGCAAUUCUCAGAGCUUAUAUACGGCCGCCUGGUGGUUUAGCAAGCAAAAAAAAAUCCGAGGAACAAGAAUGAGAAGGAAACUGGCGUCACCCCUCCCCCUCCUCCUCCGCCCCUUCUCCUCCUCCACCACCA